AAGAUCGUAAUUAUGGGGUUCUUAGGAUGGAAUUUUUAGCAGAAUAUAAUAACUCAUUUUUUAAUUUUUAACUAAAAAUAUUAAGAACCGGUUCUUAAAUAUGUAUUUUUGGUUAAAAUUUAAAAGACAGUUUUUUAUAUUCCGCCAAAAAUCUCACACUAAAAACUCCCUAUUAAUCAUGUUCUAACGGAAGACUUUGCAUAGUUUCCUUUUUACUAUCUAGUUGUAAAAUUUAACAAAAAAGGACACGGUUAGAUAUGUAAGAAGAAGUGUGAUUAGCAUGUUAUUUUGGAUACACACUCAUAACCAUAUAUAUCACAACCAACUUUUUUUUUAAUGGAAUGAAUAGAGAUGUGGUUGGCAUUUCAUUUUCUGGUUACACUAGUUUUAAAUUUGGUAAAGACUUCUUCUACUCAUGCACCAUAAUGCUUACCAUAUGAAGAAAUGUUAUUUGCCUUGCUGUGAGUAUUGUUUGGCUUAAAUGCUUAAUCUCUUUGCAUGUAUAAGUUUAUGUUGUCUUUGAUGUGUGGUGUAUAAUGUAUGUUGCUUGUGUCGCUAGUUAAAUGUGUUGUGUUGCUCUUUUCCAGCUUCUAUAAAAUCAGUGGCUAACUCUUAUUGGCUGUAAUGUGUGAUUUUCAUAUUUAACAUAAUAUUUGCUAGGCGAUAACCAACUAAGUUGUCUCGACUUCUCUGAUGAUCUUCACAACAAGUACUGCAAAACAAUACUUAAACAUAUGUACAAAGCCUUUCAAAAAUUAACACAUAUUUUGACAUUUUGACAACAUCCCACCAGCUUAGUGUGUGUAAAAUAUAAGAACACACUAACUUGGUUCGGAUUUGGAUAACGGUCAGGUUUUUUGGAUAACUGUUUUGGUGUCUGAAUUUGCUGUCCAAGUCAAAACUAGUAGUCUCGUCAGUGGAAAAGAAAGAAUGCUUAAGCUGUUCCUCUCUUUCUCUUAAUUGAGAGAUUGAUGAGAGCUAACUUGUAGACUUUCUUAGAAAAAAGAGUGAGAUUUUUCUUUAGAAAUUGGAAUUUGCAGACAUGAUCUUUUAUUAUUUGAGUCUUGGGCUUCUCUUUGGUGGUUAUAAGGUAUGUCAUGCGGAUGACAACCAACGUUGAGCCAAAGCACUUCAAAGAGUGCGGAUGACAACCAACGUUGAGCCAAAGCACUUCAAAAAAGCAAUGAAACAUAGAGUAUGGCGUGAAUCAAUGAGUUCAGAAAUUGAAGCUCUUGAAAGACAACAUAUGUGGGAUCUUCAAGAGUUACCACCAAACAAAAAGGCUCUUGGAACCUUUAUCCUUAAUAUAAGCUGGGUCUAAUCUGUACAUAUUAUAAGGUUAGUUAUCUAUACAUAUUAACAUAGUUCCUCUUCUCUUUCAGUAACAUUUAAACUUGAAAAUUCCAGUGUUUCUCUUUUUGUGGGUUUCAUUUCUUGGGCGUUCAAGUUUCUGCUUCUUCUUUUUCAAUAUAGGAUGAGAAGUUACUGUAAUAUCAUGUAAACCACUCCAAAUGCAGAAAAUGGAGUACUGUAUUUAGAUUGUUUAGUUUUAAUGCAUGAAUACACCUAGAGUUGUCCAGGUACAUGCUUCCUUUACCAAAAAAAAAAAAUAUCUAAUGUCAAACAAAACAUGGAUACAAAUACUUGUUCGCAGUUAAUUAUGAUUUCAAUUGCCCAAGACAGAGAUAUCUGUCACAUUUAUAAAAAAAAUGGAUAAUGAAUAUGUAUACAAUUCCAACGGGUUACCUGGACAAAUCAUUGAUUCAUUAGAUAGAAUUAGGAUACUAUAAAUAAUACGAAGUUGUGUUCCACCUCCAUAAAAUAAAAAUCGAGAUUCGAAUCAAUAUGACUUAGUCCAAUAGGAAUAAAACAAGAACACGACCUAAUAAGUUCUAAGAGGUCAUAUGUUAUUAAUUAUCAAACAAGGACCAGGUCUACAUUUUAACAACCGGAAGCUCGACUAAUCUUGAUUUACUUUCUCAGAAGAAUGUGCAUGCCAUGACUUAGGCUUUAAAAAAACAAAAAGGAAUAAUUCUAACAAGAGCAGAGCUCUCACUUUGGAGGUCAGCUGAGCUGAUGGUGUUCACUUGAAAGUGGACAAACGGGGAAGCUUGUCCCUCAAACGUAGUUGGCAAAAAAAAAAACAAAAAAAAAAUAGAUGACGUCGGUCACGUGCCGUCGCUUCAUACAAACCAAAGUGGUCAACGUGUUCUGCCUUUUGGCUCUUCCCUAACGAAGAGGACACGUGUCACAUCGUCACACAUGACGUCGUCUUCUCUCUCUCCUUCCCGCCAACCUCUCUCUCACCUCUAAUCUUCCUCCAAUUAAAAUUCGUGAUUCUGAUUUCUCAAACACACAAAAACAUGGAUUUGUGUUUUGAUUCUGUUCCCUAAAGUUUUGAUUUUUUUUUUUCACGAUUAUUAUCAUUAUAUUGAGAGAGUUCAAAAAAGAUGACGUUGGGUUCAAAGAGGAAGACACCACCAGGGGUUCAGCUUCUGCGGAGAAUCAGAGGAAGAAACUGGAGCCCGAAGACGUUUCGCUACGUGAUUCUACUGAUCACUUUCAUCGCGUACGCUUGUUACCACGCUUCUCGAAAACCAAGCAGCAUAGUCAAAAGCGUUUUGCACCCAGAGCCAAGCACUAAGCCACCACCGCAAGCUCAUAUUAUCAACGAGCAUCCUUGGCCUUUGGGAAACGUGUUCGUGAAGGAAGAAGCGAAUGCAAAUAAUGAGUCUAAAGGAUGGGAACCGUUUAACGGGAAAGGUGGUACGUCGAGGCUAGGAGAGAUCGACGUGGCGUUUCUCGCUUGUUACUCGUUGGGAAUGUACGUUGCUGGACAUUUGGGUGAUACGUUGGAUCUGAGGCUGUUUCUGACUUGGGGGAUGAUUGGGAGUGGAUUCUUCGUGGGGCUGUUCGGGAUGGGCUAUUUCUGGAAUGUUCAUGCGUUUUGGUUCUUUCUGGUGAUGCAAAUGGCGGCUGGGUUGUUUCAGGCGACGGGCUGGCCGUCUGUUGUGGCUGUUGUCGGGAACUGGUUUGGGAAGAGGAAGAGAGGGCUUAUAAUGGGGAUAUGGAAUGCUCAUACUUCUGUCGGGAACAUUUGUGGUUCUUUGAUAGCUGCUGGUGUUCUUCAAUACGGUUGGGGGUGGUCUUUUAUAGCUCCUGGUUUCGUCAUGUCUUUGGGAGGAGUUCUUGUUUACUUGUUCUUGGCUGCUUAUCCUGAGGAUGUUGGGUUUCCGGAUAUCAAUUCUAAUUCCGGUAAGUUCAUUAAGAGGAACAGAGACAUUGAAGAAGAAGAAGAAAGUGUAGAAGCAGAUGUUGAAGGAGAAGAAAGUGAGGGUUCAGGGUUUAGGUAUGAGAAUAAAAAAAGUGUUGGUCUUUUGCAAGCUUGUAUGAUUCCUGGUGUUAUACCAUUUGCGUUGUGUCUCUUCUUCUCGAAGCUGGUGGCUUACACGUUCUUGUACUGGUUACCGUUUUAUCUAAGCCAAACAACUAUUGGUGGAGAGUAUAUGUCUGUGAAAACAGCGGGAAACCUCUCCACUCUAUUUGACGUUGGAGGCAUUGUAGGUGGAAUUCUUGCCGGCUACAUUUCAGAUAAAUUCAAAGCAAGAGCUACGACCGCAGCAACUUUCAUGUACGCCGCGAUUCCGGCAAUGCUUGUGUACCAUUCCUAUGGAGGCAUCUCUCAGACAGUCAACAUCGUUCUCAUGAUGGUUGCUGGUUUGUUUGUGAAUGGACCUUAUGCACUCAUCACAACCGCGGUCUCAGCGGAUCUCGGAACGCACAAGUCUUUACAAGGGGAUUCGAGGGCGCUUGCGACUGUGACUGCCAUUAUUGAUGGGACUGGAUCUGCUGGUGCGGCUUUGGGUCCUCUUCUGACAGGGUUUCUUUCGACUUUGGGUUGGGAAGCUGUGUUCUAUAUGUUGGUCGUUGGGGCUCUUUGUGCUGGGUUGCUUUUGACCCGUCUUGUUAUUGCUGAAAUUAGAGAGAAACUUGGAUAUGUUGAUGAAGCUGAUGCAUCUGAACCACUCUUAAACGAUAGAAGAUGAUGGAGAAGAGAAUAUAUGUGUGAGAACAGAAGACAUUGUUUGCAGUUUUGUUCUGUUAUGUAAUAAGAGUUUGAAGAGGAACUUACAAGUUCAUUGUACUUUGUGUGUUUGUCUGAUUAUGUUGUGAUAUUUGUUUUUGUCUAAUAACAAAUGAAGGGUGUUAGAGUU
Brassica napus (rape) is the source of this 4214-nucleotide messenger RNA. Its product is annotated as putative glycerol-3-phosphate transporter 4. Gene Ontology annotation, biological process: transmembrane transport; phosphate ion homeostasis. The record is from RefSeq and is a predicted model, not a curated record. Gene Ontology annotation, cellular component: membrane. NCBI's taxonomy places the organism in Eukaryota, Viridiplantae, Streptophyta, Magnoliopsida, Brassicales, Brassicaceae. The coding region runs from base 2451 to 4046 and encodes 531 amino acids. Gene Ontology annotation, molecular function: glucose 6-phosphate:phosphate antiporter activity. The transcript has 3 exons.